CGGCUGGUUCAACUUAUCUUUUUCUCCGCUCCAGAGAAACUACUUACCAUGGCUAGAACCAAGCAGACUGCUCGUAAAUCCACCGGUGGCAAAGCCCCCAGAAAGCAGCUGGCCACCAAGGCAGCUAGGAAGAGCGCUCCCGCCACCGGAGGCGUUAAGAAGCCUCACCGUUACAGGCCCGGCACCGUGGCUCUCAGAGAGAUCCGUCGUUACCAGAAAUCCACUGAGCUGCUCAUCCGCAAGCUGCCCUUCCAGCGCCUAGUCCGAGAAAUCGCUCAGGACUUCAAGACCGACUUGCGCUUCCAGAGCUCGGCUGUCAUGGCUCUGCAGGAGGCCAGCGAGGCUUAUCUGGUGGGGCUCUUCGAGGACACCAACCUGUGCGCCAUCCACGCAAAGAGGGUCACCAUCAUGCCUAAAGACAUCCAGCUGGCCCGCCGCAUCCGCGGAGAGCGAGCAUAAAGUCUCACAGCUAACAACACUCAACGGCUCUUUUAAGAGCCAUUCACCACUUCAUUACAGAGCUUUAUUCUUCAGUUAGUAUUUAGGCUGAAAAAGCAUACA
Molecule: messenger RNA, 561 nt
Organism: Nothobranchius furzeri (turquoise killifish)
Lineage: Eukaryota; Metazoa; Chordata; Actinopteri; Cyprinodontiformes; Nothobranchiidae
Product: histone H3
Cellular component (GO): nucleosome
Molecular function (GO): structural constituent of chromatin; protein heterodimerization activity; DNA binding
Source: RefSeq, a predicted model, not a curated record